Frankliniella occidentalis (western flower thrips) is the source of this 1761-nucleotide messenger RNA. RefSeq lists its product as uncharacterized. The transcript is spliced from 2 exons. Bases 179 to 1645 code for a protein of 488 amino acids. Gene Ontology annotation, molecular function: protein binding. The record is from RefSeq and is a predicted model, not a curated record. NCBI's taxonomy places the organism in Eukaryota, Metazoa, Arthropoda, Insecta, Thysanoptera, Thripidae.
CUCGCCCCCACUGGGUCGCUCGCUCUCGCUCGACAAACAACUGACAACUGGAUGUGUUGUUGUGCUCGGCUCACUCGCCCCACAGUUCACCACGCCGCGUCGACUGUCACACCGGGUUUUUCUCUCUUCUAGAUCGUCUACUCAGAAUUCUACAAAUUUUUAACGAUCGAAGAGCGUCAUGGAGGAGCUCCCGGACGACGCGUUGCUGCGGGUGCUGCGGUUCGUGGACGUGCCCUCGCUGCUGACGUGCCGCCUGGUGUGCAAGAGGCUCAGGGACCUGGCGCUGCACGCGGACGCGUGGCGGCACCGCGAGUUUGGUGGCGGCUUGGUGGAGUACGUCGGCAGCUACUGCUGCAUGUGCCCCGUGCUGCGCCUGGCGCCGUGCCUGCGCGUCCUGAGGGACCCGACCUGCGUCCCCCGCCCCGCCAACACCUGCCGGUCGGCGGCGCUCGCCUGGACCUCGUGCGCCGCGGCCGAGCUGCGGCUGUACGUCAAGGACGACACGGACGCCGGCACCGCCGCCGUCGCGAUCCUCAGGCAGGAGGCGCUCGGGAGGCUCAGGCGCGUCGAGCUUGUCCUCGCUCACGGCCCGCUGCUGCAAGUCUCCGACACCAUGGCCUGCGUGCUGUUGGCGACGGUGGCAUCCACGCGUGGCUUGGAUACGAUAAAAUUUCCGUCGUUCUCACUCGAUGAUUCGAGCGUUCAAAUCGCGGCCUCCUUGUCCCUUGGCGGCGCCACACCGACCCCAUCCGUGAAGCACUUUGAGUGUGGCUACCUGAACGAGACAUUCCUGAAGUUCAUCCUGACCGCGCACUCCGCCACCCUCGAGACUGUCCGCCUUAACCUCGGCGUGUCGGGCAUGUCCUGCACGUACAUCGCGCCCCUGCUGGCCGGCCUGCCAAACCUCAGGGAGCUGUCGUGCUGGAACCUCCCCGGGCUGGAGGCCGUGGCUGCCUGCGCGUCGCUCCGGGACCUGACCCUCACUAUCAGCUCCUUGAGACGGCACCGGCGGGGGGCGGCCGCCGCGCGGACUGCCGCGUUCCUCAGUCGUGCCGUGCAGCUGCGCGAGCUGACUCUGCGCUACGGGCCCAUCAACCUCACCGCCAGCGUCUCUGGCGCCCGGGUGGGCGCGGACGCCAUCCGGGCCCUGGCCUCGACGGGGAGGUCCCGCCUGGAGACGCUGUUCCUCAUAGCCUUCGACUCGGAGGGGGAGCAGUCGCACGCCGCCCAAGUGCAAGCGCUGAUCGACGCGCUGCCGUCGCUGCCUGCCCUACGGGAACUGAGGACGUAUUUAAACGUGAAGCAGGAGAACGACGCCCUGGUGCUGUCCAUCACCCCCACCACUGCACCCGCCCUCCAGAGGGUCCAGCUGGGGCUCGCAGACGACCUGUGCGUUCACGCCUGGUUCCACGGGGACGCGUUCAAGACCGUCAUGGCGAGAAACCCCUUGCUCCAUUUCAAUCUUUACGGAAAGACGAUCUACUGUUUUAAAAAGACAUGUCCGUCAUGCGCACGAGGUUGCCACUCAGUACUGGCGGAGUGGGGAAGGAUCUACUACGUGUUCUGCCAUGAUUCGGACGAAAAAUGUCCAACAAACCACAAGACUAGAACCCACUUCUUUAUCCACUGGGUCCAUAACGAUUGAUGAGAUUGUCUGGUUAUUUGGUUUCCAUUUCCUUUGUUUGACUAUUUGUCUUAACAAUUUGUGUUUUGUUUGCUUUUGCUUUAUGGGCUGUAAAUUAAAUUAUUGCUUGUUUUGGA